AUGACAAACUCUAAUGAUAUUGAUGAGGAACAUGAACAUGAAGAUUUUGAGAAGUUUAUAAGGACCGUUCCUGAUUUCAAACAAUCUAGAUUAUCAUCGCUUUAUUCCAAUUUCGAACAUAAUAAAACGUUAAAUCAAAUAGGAUAUGAAGCAAAUAUAAAUGCUUGGAAAUCAUUACUAAUUAAAUUAACUACUUCCAAAUCAAUUCUACCUAAAUCAAUAAUAUCUUUAGAUACUACUGGAUUGAAUGAUUUUUUAACUAUUCCUAUUUAUGGAUAUCCUCAAAAUUUAGGUAAUAUACUUAAUGAAUUAAUCCAUACAAAGGUGUUUAUACCAAAUUCCGUUUAUCAAUCUAGUAAAGGAUCAUAUUUUGAUAUAAUGAAUAAUAAUUCUGGUAAUUCAAUAUUGGAUUAUUUAUCUGUUAAAUCAUGGGUAAAAUGGAGUGUUGAUGCGAUUAUUGGACAAAAUUAUUCCAUAGUUAAUAAAAAUGGUAGUUUGAAGAAUGAUAGAUUAAUUUAUUGGAAUCUGUUGGUUAAAUAUGGAGAUGAAGUAUUGAAUUAUAUUACUCAGGAUAUUAUCAAGAAAGAAGGUAAUGCUUAUUCAUCAAAAUUAUUUUCUAAUCUGAGUUUACUUGAAAAAUUGAUACAUAAAUUUCCAUACUUAACAAGUAUCGAUUUUGGUAUUCUUUUAUUAUAUUGGUCAAGAGAUAAAUCGGCAUGUAGUAUCAAGAAAUUAAAAGAUUCAGAGAUUGUAUAUAUUAAAUUUGAUUCAGGUUUAGAAUUAACUACUGAUGAUAUUGGAAUCAUUAAUAUUCAACUGACAUUGUCUCAACUCAACAAUAGAAUAAAUCAACUUGAAACUCAGAUAUCUCAAAUUAAUCCAAAAACAGUAUUAGAUCUACCUUCAAAAUCAGAUCAAUUACGUAAAUUGAAACAAUUGAAAUUACAAAAAUUAUCAUUAGUUAAAUCAUUAGAAACUUCAAAUAAAUUAUGGGAUGAACUAAAUACUAUUUUGAUUAAGAUUAAUGAUUCAAAUUUAAAUCAUGAAGUAUAUCAACAAUUAGUUUCAAGUUCUAGAAUAUUGAAAAAUUUAAAUGAUAAAGUCAGUUUGGAAGAUAUAGAUUAUGUGAAAUUGGAUAUUGAUGAGGCCAUUGCACAGGAAGAUGAAAUAAGUCAAGCAUUAGGUGUUGGUCAUGGAGUUGAAGAAUAUGAUGAUGAUGAAAUUGAAACUGAAUUACAAAAUAUGACAAAUGAAAUGAAGAAACAAGAAACUACAAAGGAGAAGCAAAGUAAAGAAGGUAUUCAAGAGCAGAAUGAAAUUGAUAAGGAUUUGUUGACCAAAUUGGACAAUUUGAAAGUGUCUGAUAUAGAGGAUAAUUCUAAACGACAAGAAGAAUCAAAACAAUUAGUACCAAACUAG
Candida tropicalis MYA-3404 is the source of this 1419-nucleotide messenger RNA. RefSeq lists its product as uncharacterized. Gene Ontology annotation, cellular component: cytoplasmic side of plasma membrane; multivesicular body; ESCRT III complex. Gene Ontology annotation, biological process: vesicle budding from membrane; late endosome to vacuole transport via multivesicular body sorting pathway. The record is from RefSeq and is a predicted model, not a curated record. The coding region runs from base 1 to 1419 and encodes 472 amino acids. Lineage: Eukaryota; Fungi; Ascomycota; Pichiomycetes; Serinales; Debaryomycetaceae. The transcript has a single exon.